Molecule: messenger RNA, 300 nt
Organism: Rattus norvegicus (Norway rat)
Lineage: Eukaryota; Metazoa; Chordata; Mammalia; Rodentia; Muridae
Gene: Patel14l2
Product: prostate and testis expressed 14-like 2
Exons: 3
Coding region: 1-300 (99 amino acids)
Source: RefSeq, marked provisional
AUGGGAAAACACUUCCUGCUGUUCCUGUUGGGGCUCUCCUUUGUGGUGGGCUUCCUACAAGCUUUGACAUGUUGGGACUGUGACAUGUUAAACUCUGAUGGAAUUUGUGAGAAAGGAUACUCUACCUGUAAAUCUAAAGAUGACCAGGAAUGUGGCAAACUGGUAGUGUCUACAGGUGAUAAAAUCCUGUAUUGGAUGCAAGACUGUUCAUCCAUGUGCUUGAAUAAGACAUUCACCCAUUCCCAUCUAACAUUGAAUUUUACAUGUUGCCAUGACCAAUCACUCUGCAAUGAGUUUUAG